Molecule: messenger RNA, 1764 nt
Organism: Daldinia vernicosa
Lineage: Eukaryota; Fungi; Ascomycota; Sordariomycetes; Xylariales; Hypoxylaceae
Exons: 4
Coding region: 1-1764 (587 amino acids)
Biological process (GO): metal ion transport; transmembrane transport
Cellular component (GO): membrane
Molecular function (GO): metal ion transmembrane transporter activity
Source: RefSeq, a predicted model, not a curated record
AUGCAGCGUCUUAUAAGGAGUAAAGCGGCGGAGAACGGGAGCGUGCAUACUCAUGUUCACGAUGGCGAUGGGGACGAGCUGGAUCUUAAUUCUUUAAUCCCGGACCGAAAGCUUGAAAGCUCUAUACCCGGAUAUAAUAACUAUUCCAAUGGAGAUGUAUACGCCGAGUCGCCGGGUCAGUACGAGCAGGAGUGGGAGAUUGAUACCUUAAACGCUGAAAUGCCAUAUCUCCAGCACGUCAAAUCAUUAUCGGCAGCCUGGCCUCAUCUGCGCUACCUUGCGCAAUGGAUGGAGGUGACGACAUCACCUAACAAAUGGCAGCUUAUUAGAAAAUUGUCCCCCCAGACGCGGAGAGACAUUCUGAAAGAGAGGGCUGGGCGAACUAAAAUUGCGGCCAUUGAUUUCAUUUCAGGUCAGCCAGUUUCGAGUUCGAGUAUCAAGUAUAUCAACGAUCCAAGAAGUCUAGCCUGUACACUAGACGAACCGGCUGUACCAGGUGCUAGCCGGUUAUAUGUUGUAGAAGACCUUUCUCGAGAUGUUAUUGAAUACCUAGGUUCCAAACUUGACAUCGACCCUCUCUUUUUUCGAGAACACCUUAAUGACUUCACGUGGUAUAAUACUCGUGAUCCGUGGGUCGAGCUUCCCGACCUUGACAUAGUUUCGCGGGAUCGACCGUACUUCCGCUUAACCUAUAUGCAACCGCGGUACUUCGAAACAGCCGAGAGCUUCAAGAAAGCGGAACGGCAGGCUGGGAAAUUUAACGUGCUUCGACGGCUAGAUGCCGACGACGGACAUGAGUCUCCUUUCGAUGACAAGUCGGCCACAGUUGCGCUUGUUAGGAGCAAGGCGUCUCUAUGGAUUAGACCAGCCAAAGCAAACCAACAGGCCAUUGGGGUUCUACUUAUCGACCCUCCAAUAACAGAAGGACAUCCUCUCUGGAAAGGGCAUCGGCCCUUUAAGAAUUCGCCAACUCCUCAAAACCAGACACCACAAUAUAGCUUGCCGCCCAAACCAAAUCUCUUUGAAGACUUGAUUUUCUGGAUCCAGCAGACAUCGCAGCAAGAUAUCGACGCCGUAGAGAAUAACCCAAGAGCUAUGGCUUUCCGCAUUCUAGAGAUCAUAUGUGCUGAGUGGUUGACCCUAAAUCAAUAUAUCACUGCGCGGCUAGGGCAAAUCGAAUGGGCAAUCGAGAGCCCCAAAUGGUUUAGUACGGAGAAGCAAGAAUCCAAAGGCGAUUCCAUAAGCUUCAACACGUCGCUUACAAAACUUCAUACCUGGCGGCGACGGCUCCCAAUCUUCAAAGCUAUGGUCGCCGAUAUCCGCACAAAGCUCUUCCCAGAUCCUAAUCCUAAUCCUAGCUCUAGCCGGCUGGACUGCAUUGACAAUCUGCGAAAAGAUUUCUCCAUCGUCGCCGAGAACAUGGAGGAUCUUUUGUCUCGCACAGAGCGCAUCGCCGCAGUCGCCACGGCCGUGGCCGCAAUCGAGGAGAGCAGGCGCGCUAUCGAGCAAAACAAAACACUAGGCCGGUUAACCUAUCUCGCCGUGAUAUUCGCGCCUCUCAGCUUCGUCUCCAGCUUCUUCAGCAUGUCGACCAACGUCUCGGAGCUCACCGGGACGAUCUGGAUCUACUUCUGCGUCGCCAUCCCCGUCAGCCUGCUGGUUUACCUGGUAGUCGAUAAGAAUUGGACGAAUAGCUUGCAAGGCGUUUAUGGUUUGGGAGCGGCGGCGAAGGAGAAGAUUAAAAAGCCCGAAUCUAAGCGUUGA